This is a messenger RNA of Coffea arabica (coffee), 2287 nucleotides long. RefSeq names its product LEAF RUST 10 DISEASE-RESISTANCE proteinUS RECEPTOR-LIKE PROTEIN KINASE-like 2.1. Gene Ontology annotation, biological process: protein phosphorylation. Gene Ontology annotation, molecular function: polysaccharide binding; protein kinase activity; ATP binding. The record is from RefSeq and is a predicted model, not a curated record. NCBI's taxonomy places the organism in Eukaryota, Viridiplantae, Streptophyta, Magnoliopsida, Gentianales, Rubiaceae.
GCUAUUUGGGUUUAAGUUCAGCUUUAUCUAUCAGCCUUUCCUGUUUCAGUUAUGAGCAUUGACCAUUUUCAUUCAUCUAUGACGAAUUCACAAUUGAUUUUCUUUAUCUUGUCCGUCAUUUCAUUUUGUUAUUCUGCCAAGGGUGACCAAUUCAAAAACUGUAGUCUUCUUUACAAUUGUGGAACCUUAAUGGGCAUAGGAUAUCCUUUCUCGGGAGGUGAUCGGCCAAACUAUUGUGGUCGCAGAGGCUUCGAACUGUCCUGUGCGAAUGACCAGUACACACAUAUUUGGUUUGAUCUUGUAGCCUACCGUGUAUUAGGAAUUGAUCCACUAGUUCGAAAGAUGACAGUUGCUCGGCUUGAUCUUUGGGAAGAUAUUUGUCCGGUAUCAGUUAAUCGAAUUAAAGAUUCCACCUUGUCAAAAUUAAAUCCCGGUUCAGACAGAAGGUUUAGGAAUAUCCACAUUUUCUAUGGUUGCACUUCUGAGGUUAUUGCCAAAGUACAAAUUCAGAGUAAUGUGUCGUGCUCAAUAUUUGGAGAGAACAGUGGUGUCUUUUUUGCAGGUGAAUUUGUAUCUAGUGCUCCUGGAUGUACGACCAGCAUGGUUGUUUCCAUUCAGUUUGCAGCUUAUAUUGAUCUCUGGGACAGAAAAAUAACACUUCAACAAGCUCUUAAACAGGGAGUUGAUGUGGAGUAUGAUACCUUGGAAGCUUGCUCAUCAUGCGAGGCUUCGGGUGGUAAAUGUGGAUCUGAUUCAACUUACGAAUUUAUUUGUAUCUGUCAAGAUCAAUCCCAUCCAAAGGUUUGCCCUAAACAUGGAAAGGGGCGUUGGUUGAAGCGGAUGAUUGGAGCUAUAAUGGCUGGAAUAGGAAUACUAUCCUGUUCAGUAAUCUGCUAUUGUUAUUACAAAAAAUAUUCAAAGAAAACUGCGCUUUUCUUGUUUUCAAGAAAAACAGAUGAUAAAGAACUCGAAGCCUUUCUUGAAGAACAUGGAUCUCUCGUACCUAAAAGAUACAGCUACACUGAUAUCAAGAAAAUGACACAUUACUUCAAAGAGAAACUUGGUCAUGGAGGAUAUGGUGAGGUCUACCGAGGAAAUCUUUUUGACAAGCGUCCAGUGGCAAUAAAAGUUUUAAGUAUGACCAAAGGAAAUGGAGAGGAAUUUAUUAAUGAGGUUGUAAGCAUUAGCAAAACUUCCCAUGUUAAUGUGGUCAAUCUUGUUGGAUUUUGCCUUGAUGGUCGUAAAAGAGCUCUAGUGUAUGAAUUCAUGCCAAAUGGAUCACUUGAAAAGUAUAUCCAUCAUGACAGCAAGUCCUAUUUGGGAUUGGAAAGGCUGCAUGAAAUUGCUAUUGGAAUAGGUCGAGGGCUAGAGUACUUGCAUGGAGGAUGCAACACGCGCAUUUUACACUUGGACAUAAAACCUCAUAAUAUUCUGCUUGAUGAAGAAUAUUGUCCUAAGAUAUCUGAUUUUGGGCUGGCGAAACUAUGUGCUCGAAAUGAGAGUGUUCUAUCGAUGUCAGGAGCUAGAGGAACCAUUGGCUAUAUUGCUCCUGAAGUGUUCAGUAGGAACUUUGGUGGAGUCUCCUAUAAAUCUGAUGUCUAUAGCUAUGGAAUGAUGAUCCUUGAAAUGGCUGGAGGAAGGAAAAAUGCAAUAAACGUUCAAUUAAGCAAUUCAAGUGAGGCAUAUUUUCCAGAUUGGCUAUAUGAUCGAGUUCUGAUUGAUGAAGACCUAAAACUGCAUGGUCAUACUAUGACAAAAGAAGAAAAUGACAUUGCAAGGAAGAUGAUAUUGGUAGGCCUAUGGUGUAUACAGACUAAUCCAUCGCAUAGGCCGAAAAUGAGCAAGGUUAUUGAUAUGCUGGAAGGUAGCUUAAUGUCGUUGGAAGUUCCCCCAAAACCAUUCUUCUCUUCACCUUCAAGAUCAGAAGGAGGAUCUUUGGAGAUGACAUUGCUGCCACAAACAAUUUUACCUACCUCUUCUAGUUCACCAGCUGAUUCUGGCACCAGAUAAGCAUAAAUCACACUUUUAAUGUAUUUUUAAGCCUAAAGUAGACACUUCAGUAUAUAUGCUAGUCUUUGAAGCAUCAAAAAAAUUUAUGCAACACAUGGAUGCAGACUUGGAAAGUUCAUCAGUCGAUGAGAACUUCACAAAUUCAGUCUGCAAUGAUUGUAUCUGCUGAGCACUGGUAAGCACAAGAAAAUUGACUGGAUGACAAAUAUGUCUCUGGUUUUUCCGGGCUUCUGGGAUUUAACAUUCAAAUCAGAUAGGAGAAAAUUCCUAUAAUUUG